ACAAAUCAAGCUAAUAUUGAUCGCGUCUUGAAUGAAACAUCGAGUGGCGCCAUGGUUAUAAAUGAUGCACUUAUGCACGCUAUGUUAGAAACUUUGCCGUUCGGUGGCAUUGGUAAUAGUGGCAUUGGCAGGUACCAUGGCAAAUACUCGUUCGAUUGCUUCACGCACGAAAAAUCUGUGUUACAUCGACCUGCUGGAUUGGAAAGAAUACUUUGGUCUCGAUAUCCACCGUACAACGACAAUAAAUUAGGCUGGGUGAAAAAACUGGCCAUGAAAUGGAGAAUCCCGAUGACGUAA
Gongylonema pulchrum is the source of this 297-nucleotide messenger RNA. The record is from the annotation of a GenBank genome assembly. NCBI's taxonomy places the organism in Eukaryota, Metazoa, Nematoda, Chromadorea, Rhabditida, Gongylonematidae.